UGGCAUGCACGGGGCGGCCUCUCGUACGUAUCGUGACACCAGUUAAAAAUCUCGCCAAUACUUUGCGCACGUGUGCAAUCGGGUCGACACUUUUUAGUCAUGGCAGAUGCGUUCGGAGGGGAUCUUUUUGCUGUUUUCGAGGAACGUGAUGAUCAAAGCACGAAAAAACGGAAACACAACCCAGCAUCUAAUGAUCCUGAAUCGAGCACUUCAGAUAGUUCUAAGCACCCUCGAGGAGAUGAUCAUGAGGUGCCAGAGUACACAACAGGAAAGAAGCCCAAACUUGCCCUCACAGCAGAUGAACUCAAUCUUGCAGAAAUCCUACCACAGGUGAAGUCUCAGACAGUAGAAUCCAUUGAAGGCUGUACCCAUGAGGUGGCAAUACCACAUGAUGAGGAGUAUGUACCACUCAAACCCUCAGGGAAUAAAGCAGCCAAGGAGUAUCCAUUUAUCCUGGAUCCCUUCCAGAAAGAAGCGCUGAAAUGUCUUGAGAAUACCCAGUCAGUCUUGGUAUCUGCUCACACAUCUGCAGGGAAGACUGUGGUGGCUGAGUAUGCCAUUGCAAUGUCACUGCGUGACAAACAACGUGUUAUCUACACCACCCCAAUCAAGGCACUCAGCAAUCAGAAAUAUCGUGAGAUGUAUGAGGAAUUCCAAGAUGUAGGAUUGAUGACGGGUGAUGUGACCAUCAAUCCUACAGCAAGCUGUCUCAUCAUGACUACCGAGAUUUUACGGAGCAUGCUGUAUCGUGGCUCGGAGAUUAUGAAAGAAGUUGCAUGGGUUAUAUUUGAUGAAAUACACUACAUGCGAGACAAAAACAGAGGUGUAGUGUGGGAAGAGACUAUCAUUCUUCUACCAGACAAUGUUCACUAUGUGUUCCUAUCAGCCACAAUACCCAACGCUAGACAGUUUGCAGAAUGGAUCUGUCACCUACAUAAACAGCCUUGCCAUGUAGUGUACACUGAGUACCGACCUGUUCCUUUACAGCAUUAUAUCUUCCCAGCUGGUGGGGACGGACUACAUCUUGUAGUGGAUGAAAAAGGAGAGUUUCGUCAGGAUAACUUUGGGGCAGCAAUGUCUGUCUUGAGGGAUUCUGGUGAUGCAGCUAAGGGAGACUCAAUGAACAGAGGAAGAAAAGGAGGAACUAAAGGUCCCUCCAAUAUCUUCAAGAUAGUCAAGAUGAUCAUGGAGCGCAUGUUUCAGCCUGUGAUCGUCUUCAGCUUCAGUAAGAAGGAAUGUGAGGCUUAUGCUUUGCAGAUGUCUAAACUAGACUUCAACAGCUCACCUGAAGAGAAAGCCAUGGUGACUGAAGUCUUCAAUAAUGCGAUUGAUUGCCUGUCAGAUGAUGAUAAGAAAUUACCACAGGUGGAGAAUGUUCUUCCCCUAUUGAAGCGAGGUAUUGGCAUCCAUCAUUCAGGCCUUCUGCCAAUCCUCAAGGAGACCAUUGAGAUUCUCUUCUCAGAGGGUUUGAUCAAGGCAUUGUUUGCUACAGAGACCUUUGCUAUGGGACUCAAUAUGCCUGCCCGCACUGUGGUAUUCACCAACGCACGCAAGUUUGAUGGCAAGGAUUUCAGAUGGAUUUCAUCUGGGGAGUAUAUUCAGAUGAGUGGCCGAGCUGGCAGACGAGGCUUAGAUGACAAAGGUAUCGUCAUCUUGAUGAUUGAUGAGAAGAUGAGUCCUGGAGUAGGCAAGAACAUCCUGCAGGGCCAGCCAGAUGCACUCAACAGUGCCUUUCAUUUGACAUACAACAUGGUUCUCAACCUACUGCGAGUGGAGGGUAUCAACCCUGAAUACAUGCUGGAGAGAUCAUUCUAUCAGUUCCAGAACUACUCUGUCAUCCCAGAACUCUUUGAAAAAUUGAAGAGAUUGGAGAAUGAGUACAACCAGAUGGAGAUCCCUCAAGAAGAGAGUGUGGAGGCAUACUAUAAGAUAAGACAACAACUCAACAAGUUGGGUCAAGAGAUCAAGGCAUUCAUUACCAAGCCUAAGUACGCCUUGCCAUUCCUGCAACCUGGACGGCUGGUCAAGGUCAAGAAUGAAGAUGAUGACUUUGGAUGGGGCGUAGUCAUUAACUUCAGGAAGAAGGCAAACCAAAAGAUGAACACGCCAAGGGAUGACCCGCUCUACAUUGCAGAAAUCCUGCUGAAUUGUUCCAAAGAGAGCAUUAAGAAUGCUGUGACUGAAUCUGCCAAGCCUCCAAAGACAGGAGAAAAAGGAGAAAUGGCUGUUGUUCCAGUAUUGCUUAAUUUAAUCACACAUCUGAGUAGUGUGCGGUUAUACUUACCCAAGGAUCUCAGACCACUUGAUAACAGGCAGAGUGUGGGCAAGUCAAUCCAGGAGGUUCAAAGAAGGUUCCCAGACAGUCUGCCCUUGCUAGACCCAAUCGAAGACAUGGGUAUUAAAGAUGAAAAUCUCAGGAGAGUUGUAGAGAAAGUGGAGGCAUUUGAGGAGAGAAUGUACAGUCAUCCAUUGCAUAAAAGCCCUGAUCUCCAGAAACUUUACAGCCAGUAUGAACAGAAAGCAAAGAUUGCGUCGGAGGUCAAAGCUGCUAAGCGUGAGCUGAAACGAGCUAAGACUGUGAUUCAAUUGGAGGAAUUGAAGUGUAGGAAGCGAGUCAUACGUAGAUUGGGCUAUGCUACAGUAGCUGAUGUCAUAGAGAUGAAAGGAAGAGUAGCAUGUGAAAUCAGCAGCGCUGAUGAACUACUUCUGACUGAACUCAUCUUCAAUGGUGUCUUCAAUAGCCUGAAACCUGAGCAGAUUGUAGCACUCCUGAGCUGUUUUGUAUUUGAGGAGAAGUCCAAGGAGACACCCAGGCUAUCUGAGCAACUGUCAGGCCCACUCAGGCAAAUGCAGGACUCAGCUCGUAGAAUAGCCAAAGUCAGUAGUGAGGCCAAGCUAGCUGUUGAGGAGGAAGACUACGUGGAAUCCUUCAAGCCACAGAUGAUGGAUGUUGUCUUUGCUUGGGCUAAUGGUUCAACAUUUGCAGAAAUUUGCAAGAUGACUGAUGUUUUUGAAGGCAGUAUCAUCCGCUGCAUGAGAAGACUAGAAGAGCUGAUGAGGGAAAUGUGCCAUGCUGCCAAGGCCAUUGGAAACACGGAGCUGGAAAACAAGUUUGCUGCGGGUAUUGUCAAGAUCAAGAGGGACAUCAUAUUUGCUGCCAGCCUCUACCUGUAAGAUGAUUUGAACUUUGACCUCUGAUCUUCACUCUACAAUUCACCAGCAGACUUAUCUGGCUGACUUUGGCAAACUGCUGCAUUGCUGGUAUCUACUGUUUGUGCCAAAACAUUUGCAAUAUCCUGGUUUAAAGAUGUGUAGAAAGAUGCCACAUGUGUGUACUAGGUGUGUGUGCAAGAACACUGGAGAGAUGGCCUGGAGAGGAGACUAACUACUAUGUAUGUGCUAUUGGACCUAGCAGCAAGAGACAUGGUUUGCAUUUAGACUGGAUGUCAUUUCACAUCAAGCAUUUGGUGCAGUCUUCAACAUUAACAUCACAUGAAUGACAGUGACUAGUCUAGGAGAAUUUAUGUACACAACUUGUCUAAAAAUGAAAGAACAAUCAAAGUAACAAUCUAUAAUGCGAGCACAAAUUUCAAAGAGUCAAAUUGUAAUUUCCGAAAGAAAUGGCUUCACCAAUGCAGUGUGUCUUUAUUUGGAAGAAUGUAAAGGGAUAUUCAGACUUAUUUGAUAGAUCUUCUUUGUAACUGCUAUCUUUGAAAGUGUUUGGUGCAGUGACAAUGAUGCACAAAAGGUCUUUUCAUGCCUUUCCCAUUAAAACAAAAGCAAUUCUCCCUUGUGUCAAAAGUCUGUGGGAUGAGGGUCCCCCCCCCAAAAAAAAGACUGUUUCCUGAAUCCAAAUGAAUACAUAGAAAGGGAUUACAUUAUUAGUUAUCCAGCUAAAAUGUAGAAUAAUGUAGUGCGUCUGUGUCCCACACUGGGGGACACAGACGCACUACAUGUUCCACGAGCGUGAGUGGGAUAACAAAUUAUCUUCAAUCAAACUUGACACAAAAUUAGUAAAGAUGGAAUAUGCACCGUGGGCUGUACAACGUGCGUGCAGCAGGAAUGGCACGGGCAUCUUGGAAUAGCGCGAUAUACGGAGUGCGGUAUCGACCGUGCUACAUGGGAUAAUGUAGCCAGUUUGUUUCCAUGGAUUGACCAAUCAGCAUCGUGGAUUCAAGUUUGCUUGAAGACAAUGUCAUCAUAUCCUGUCAUUGUGGUUUCCUUGUAACUUUUCCUUUUUAAGAUACAAUUAUUUUUUUAUGGUUUUAAAGUUAUUUGUGAGUUUUGAAUGUAGAGCUAUAUAAAAUUGCUAGAGCGCUCACUAACUUGCAGUAUGCACUAUGCAGUGAUGCUUGCUGGAUGCAUCCACGUUUGUGCACAAACCUAUGGGAUAGUUGUAUGGCUGUUAAGUAGCAAUUUGUAUCUGCAUUUGUAUCCUCUAGAGGUGCAUCUAAAAGCACAUGAGUGUUUCCUUUUGGGUUGUGGAAAUAACGAACACAUGUGCGUAUGCACUUCUGAUGUUUUGUUUGAUCAUACUAGUGGACAAUGCCCCUAUGCUGGCUGGGUUUGUUGCACUCGUGCACUUGAGCAUAUCAUGUGAAGUUCCUUUCCAUUUCAAUAUAUUCUACGCACAUGCACAUGAAUUCAACAUGUGUUCUGCACAAGGAAAGUAGGAGUUAGCUCUUAAGUAAUUCUAUAUAUAGCCCUAUAUGUGAACCGACCUUGCUGUUUCAGACACCAUCAUUUUUCAGUUCAGAGGAGAAGUAAGGAAUGAGGAUAUUUGUGAUAUUUCAUGUGUCCAACGUAUGUUUAAUUUGUAGAUAUUGGUUUACAGUGUGUGUCUAUUUUAUCACCACCCUCUAGGUGCCCAGUGCAUACUGCUUUUAGCAGAAACAUCCUGUGAAUAAAUUCACACUUUUGAAAGCAAAAAAGUCUGUUGCAAGUGUAUAACCAUUUUUACUGGGACAUUUUCAUUUCUAGACCGUCACACUUGAUACAUUGGCUACUGUGUUCAUGUGAUGCCAACUUUCACUGGAUAAAAUCAAAUACAAAUCAAGCUGUAUUCUACAUUGAAUGUGUAUCACAUACUAUGACUUCAAAUCUGGGUGGGUAUAUUUUGAAGAUACAAUGUGGGGGAUGAGGAAAAACAUGUGGCUUUUACUCAUCUCGGUGUGAUAGCAAUGAAAAUUGAAACUUUGAAUGUUGAUCUUUAUAAAUGUCCCAUUUACAUGCACCCCACUAAAAAAAAUGGAGCAAUUCUGUAGCCUUGACAGAGAAACAAAAUGCACAAGGAGGUAAUGAUCUUAUGCACUCUUAACAAAUGAAAGCUUCACAACUUGAACAGAAUAUAUUCUUGCCUUCAAGCUAAAUAGGGUUCAUAUUCCAGGGCUGUGCAAAUACUGGUCCUUGUCAAAGAUUUCAAAUUACAUUGUACAAUGUACACGUACAUGUAUUUUUCUCGCCUCCAUUUUGACGAGCUGAACAAUUUAUGAAUGUAAAUACUUCAAUUUCCAUACAUAAAAUAAAAAUCAACAAAUUUUAAAAAAAAUGUAGUCGAAGAAUGCACACAGAUGGAUUCACUUCACAAGUCAAAAACGUUAAUUUUUUUCUUCAAUAUUUUGGAUAAUAAUACUUGAAUACAAAUGUUACAAAAUUAUAUGAAAGUAUGAAAUUCUGUACAUGAAAGAAUAUAUGUUUGGUUCUUUUAAUAUAAAUAACUACAUUUACCUAGAAGUGCAAGGUUAAGUUAAAUAAAUAUUUAUCAGAAAUGGUGGAUUUAUUGAACAACUUUGCUCGUGGAUUUUGCUUUCAGCCAAUAUGGCUGUCAAUAAUGGUCCAAAUACUUGACUAAAUGUCGUUUAUAACAAUUCAAAAUGUAUUUCAUAUUCUUGGUAAGAAUUAAAGAGAAAACGUCAUAACAUCACAAUCACACAUAAUCAGCCUUUGUACAUUCAGCAGAGCAGUAAUUUCAGCUUAUGUGCAAUGGUGUAAAUACAUCAAACAAUGAACAAAAAUAUCAAAUAAACAAUGGAAAACCAGAAUAGGUUUCCUUUAUAAAUCUGUAAGCUUAAACGAAGAAAACAACUGUUGUAGGAUUUGAACCCAUGACCUAAGGACCACCAUACUGGUGCUCUACCGACUGAACUAUCAGCCCUUUGGCAGUCUCCCAAGUUGUCAGUGU
Patiria miniata (bat star) is the source of this 6181-nucleotide messenger RNA. RefSeq names its product exosome RNA helicase MTR4-like. The record is from RefSeq and is a predicted model, not a curated record. The coding region runs from base 100 to 3174 and encodes 1024 amino acids. The transcript has 23 exons. Gene Ontology annotation, molecular function: RNA helicase activity; ATP binding; RNA binding. Gene Ontology annotation, cellular component: nucleus. NCBI's taxonomy places the organism in Eukaryota, Metazoa, Echinodermata, Asteroidea, Valvatida, Asterinidae. Gene Ontology annotation, biological process: maturation of 5.8S rRNA; RNA catabolic process.